AUGUCACCACAGAGAUCGCAGUCGGCGCUGGGUAACAUACCAAGAGUAGUAGUGCGACCAACAUGGGAUAAUGUUGUAGCAGCGAGCUACCUCAUCAAGGGAAUCGUCUUCUUCCUACUUCACCCGUUUCUACAUCCUCUUCUGAAAGCACGACUGCUUCCUGCCUUCCUACUCAGCGUAUUCGUAUACUUUAACCUCUUCUUCUGGACAUUAUUACCGCAGGUUCUGUUCCUAAAGUUGUUUCAUACGGUUGGGAGUGCGUGGGUGAACGCAGUAUUUCUGGUUCUUGGAGAGGGAGCUGCAGUGGUAGCUCUGCUCUUUGAGUCUUUCCUUGUGGAUGAGUCCCAAGUUGACAUAUUUGACGCUGUUUUAAUCUACAAAGGCUACGAAGACUUGGUCCGUCAAUACCGACCCGUCACGGAGGAUGCGCUGAAUGAUCCUGUCCGCCGGCUCGGAAAGCCCACACGCUCCUCGGUCUAUGCACCAUUCUCCUUCCGCCAGAUCGCCGAGUUUGUCAUGCUGCUACCGGUCAACUUCAUACCAUACGUUGGAGUGCCGGUAUUCCUCUUGUUGACAGGCUACCGAGCAGGCCCGUUCCAACACUGGCGAUAUUUCCAACUGCUGGGUUAUGAUCGCAAACGUAGAAAUGCCGCGAUCAAGAGCAGGCGCUGGCAAUACACUUGGUAUGGCACAGUUUAUCUGUUCCUGCAACUAGUGCCGCCAUUUAGCAUGUUCUUCCUGUUGACAGCACCAGCAAGCUCUGCACUGUGGGCGGCAGAGCUGGAGAGGGCGCGAAGAGAGCAGGAGGCAAACUUGGCCCAGGCGCCACAAGCACAGUACACGGAUGAGCCAGAAGCGGUAGUGUGA
Molecule: messenger RNA, 867 nt
Organism: Pyrenophora tritici-repentis Pt-1C-BFP
Lineage: Eukaryota; Fungi; Ascomycota; Dothideomycetes; Pleosporales; Pleosporaceae
Product: EI24 domain containing protein
Cellular component (GO): prospore membrane; ascospore wall; lipid droplet
Source: RefSeq, a predicted model, not a curated record